AUGGGGAUGGCUAAGCUUUAUUGUUUUGCACUGGUCCUUGUCUUGGUCUUUGGCUUAAGCAGCUCCAUGAGGGUGCCUGGUGUGAAAAAGCACUACGUGAAAUUUAUCAACAAUCUCAACAACAAAGUACUUAAUGUCAACUGUAAAAAUCAGAAACCUUACAUUGAUCUGAACCUUCACAUUCUUCUACCCAAGGAGGAGUACGAAUUCAAUUACAUUAUUGGACGAGACAUGGCUUUCAGCUGUAACCUUCGACAUGGGUUUACAAGCACAGACUUCCCUAUAAGUGAUAGAGCAAUCAAAAGAGAAUGUGGUGGAAACCAUUGCAUUUGGAAAGCACAAGAUGAUGGAGUUUACCUACUCAACCGAAAAACGAAUCAGUACAAGUACAAGUACAGAUGGGAUAAGUGA
Carya illinoinensis is the source of this 411-nucleotide messenger RNA. RefSeq names its product S-protein homolog 7-like. The transcript has a single exon. Lineage: Eukaryota; Viridiplantae; Streptophyta; Magnoliopsida; Fagales; Juglandaceae. The record is from RefSeq and is a predicted model, not a curated record. Bases 1 to 411 code for a protein of 136 amino acids.